AUGUUCUUGUCGGAAGAAGCUUCCAAUAUAGCGCACAAUACUGCCCCAGUAUAUGAAGAUGAUGUAGAGGAUUUGCAACUUCCUGCGACUUUCCAAUGGGGUGCUGCAACCGCUGCAUAUCAGGUGGAAGGUGCGGUCGCUACUGACGGCAGAGGAAAAACAAUCUGGGACGAGUUUUCUCAUCUCCAACCCACCCGUACGAACGGCGAAAAUGGUGAUGUGGCAUGCGACCAUUACAAUCGGAUGCAAGACGAUGUCGACCUUCUGAGGUCCUAUGGAGUCGAUUGCUAUCGCUUUUCGAUCUGCUGGUCACGUAUCAUUCCCUUGGGAGGUCGCGAUGACGCUAUCAACCCUGCUGGCAUCGCCUUCUACAACAAUCUGAUUGACUCUUUGAUCGCUAGAGGCAUCAAACCCGUCGUCACGCUUUAUCACUGGGACUUACCACUGGCACUGCAAGAGAGAUAUGGCGGGAUGUUGGAUACCGCUGAGUUCCAGGCCGAUUUCGUACAUUACGCAAGACUCUGCUUCCACUACUUUGGCGACCGUGUACAGCAGUGGAUUACGUUCAACGAGCCUUUCAUAAUAUCGGUCUAUGGAUUCCAGAGCGGUGUUCUUGCUCCCGGUCACAGCACGAAAAACGGCAAUGACUCGUCGACUGAGCCAUUCAGGGUCGGUCACAGCAUUAUUCUGGCUCAUGCAGCAGCAGUCGAGCUAUACAUGCGAGACUUCCACUCUAUGCAGAAAGGUUCAAUUUCUAUCGUUCUGAACGGCGAUUACUACGAACCAUACGAUGCACAAAACGCCGCGGAUGUCGCAGCCGCGCAACGCAGGAUGGAGUUCUACAUCGGCUGGUUCGCGGAUCCGGUAUAUCUUGGGUCCGACUAUCCCGCAUGUAUGAGGGAACAGCUAGGACCAAGGCUACCAAAGUUCUCGCCCGAGGAGCAUGCUCUGCUGGCCCGAACCGCACAAUUCAAUACCUUCUACGGCAUGAAUCACUACACAUCGCAGUUUGCACGGGGUAGAACCACUCCACCAAGUGCCGACGACUACACCGGCAACGUCGAAGAACUGCCGUACAACAGCGAAGGUAAGGAGAUUGGUCCGGUUUCAGGAGUUGCAUGGCUGCGCGUCACACCACUGCAAUUCCGCAAACUGCUCAACUGGAUCUGGAAGCGUUUUUCAAGAACCAUCUUCGUGACUGAGAAUGGUUGUCCUUGUCCUGGUGAACAUGAUAUGGAUGUCGAUCAAGCCGUAAAUGAUCACUUCCGUAUUCGAUACUUUGGCCUGUAUCUGGACGCCAUUGCAUGUGCAAUCGCAGAGGAUGGUGUCGACAUUGGAGGGUACUAUGCUUGGUCUCUGAUGGACAACUUUGGUAUGUUUGUUCAAGCUGUUCCGAUAUCGAACCUUAUAUUAACAGUUUGUUGCNNAGAAUGGUCAGCAGGCUAUGAUAUCCGUUUCGGCAUUACACACGUGGAUUUUGCUACACAAGCUCGUACGCCCAAGAAGUCGGCUAUGUAUCUGCGACGCACAUUUGAACAGAGAAGAGGCAUAACCACACAAGACAAGUUGGAGAAAUUUGACAACAUCGUAAAGACUAAAGCUGUCGUGGUGAACGUGGAGGACCUGGCAUGUGCUGGUAUUCAAGAGGUUGUCAUUUGA
This is a messenger RNA of Aureobasidium musti, 1659 nucleotides long. Lineage: Eukaryota; Fungi; Ascomycota; Dothideomycetes; Dothideales; Saccotheciaceae. The record is from the annotation of a GenBank genome assembly.